Molecule: messenger RNA, 397 nt
Organism: Cladocopium goreaui
Lineage: Eukaryota; Dinophyceae; Suessiales; Symbiodiniaceae
Source: the annotation of a GenBank genome assembly
AAAAAUCAGGGUUCGUUCUUAAACCGGACCAGUGAGAUCGCCUCAUCGCCACCCCUUUGGUGCCUUGCUGCAUCGGUGACUAUGAGGUGUUGCUGUUGGCCGCGGAACAGUGACGACUCGUCGGAUGACAGUUCGAGCGAGGAAAACCAAGAGCUGCAAGUGGACUACGACUCUCUAUACUUUCCACCGCAGGAAAUGCAAGGACGCCUUAUUGUCCCAACCGCAGCUCCAGCUGGACGCAGCCCAAACCUGGCACCCUCGCCGCUGCCAGAGGUGGUGAACUCGUUGAAGUCAUUGACUGCCACACCGAAAGUUAUGACACCCUUGACCAACACUUCACGGCCCUCGCAAGGGGCCGCCUAAAAUCAUCGCACGGAUGCGUUUUCACCGGGGAAAA